This is a messenger RNA of Corticium candelabrum, 1015 nucleotides long. RefSeq names its product cyclin-C-like. Gene Ontology annotation, cellular component: mediator complex; nucleus. The transcript is spliced from 11 exons. Bases 62 to 949 code for a protein of 295 amino acids. Gene Ontology annotation, molecular function: cyclin-dependent protein serine/threonine kinase regulator activity. Gene Ontology annotation, biological process: positive regulation of transcription by RNA polymerase II. NCBI's taxonomy places the organism in Eukaryota, Metazoa, Porifera, Homoscleromorpha, Homosclerophorida, Plakinidae. The record is from RefSeq and is a predicted model, not a curated record.
UUUGGAAUUUUCUACGUAUACCGCCAUAGUAUCUUGAUAUCAAUGAAUUUUUAAGUACCGUAUGUUGAAGCUUAUGGCUGGCAACUUCUGGCUUUCUUCUCACUGUAUGCAGUGGUUGUUAGAUAAGCAAGAACUGCUAGCUGGGCGGCAGGUAGAUCUCAAACAUCUGUCGGAGGAAGAACUUUUGAAGAUACAUGUCUUCUUCGCAAAUUUCGUCCAGGCUCUUGGAGAGCUGUUGAAAUUGAGGCAGCAAGUCAUCGCAACAGCAACCGUUUAUUUCAAACGUUUUUAUUCGAGGAAUUCCUUGGGCUGUGUGGAUCCAUUGCUGUUGGCUCCAACAUGUGUCUUCCUUGCGUCAAAAGUUGAGGAGUGUGGGAUUAUUUCCAACACAAAGUUUCCAACCAGUUGUCAGCAAAUACUGAAGAAAUUUAGCUAUGCUUUCAAGAGUGAACUUCCAUAUUUGUACAAAAUGGGACACAUACUAGAAUGUGAAUUCUACUUGCUAGAAAUGAUGGAUUGCUGUCUUAUUGUGUAUCAUCCAUAUCGUCCUCUCACUCAAUAUGUAGCUGACAUUGGUCAAGAAGAGACACUACUUCCUCUUGCAUGGAGAAUAGUAAACGACACUUAUCGAAGUGAUGUCUGCGUGUUGUAUCCACCUUACUUGAUAGCCUUGGCUGCCUUGCACAUGGCAUGUGUAGUACAUCAGAAAGACUGCCAACAGUGGUUUGCAGAAUUGUCUGUAGAUUUUAACAAGGUACUGGAGAUUACUCAGCACAUGCUCCAGUUCUAUAAGAUGUGGAAGAGCUAUGAUGAGCAAAAAGAAAUUAGGGCAAUUCUUAUGAAGGCCCCAAAACCAAAGGCCAGCAGCUCACGGACUGCAUCAACCAAGUCAAGACCUGACAGCACAGCAAGUGGCAAGAUAUCAGCACCUGCAUAUGAUGGACGAUAGACACGUAUAAUGAUGACUAUUACUACAAACUUACACAGUUAGUCGCCACAAACAAGAGACCAAACG